Molecule: messenger RNA, 576 nt
Organism: Pipistrellus kuhlii (Kuhl's pipistrelle)
Lineage: Eukaryota; Metazoa; Chordata; Mammalia; Chiroptera; Vespertilionidae
Gene: TAS2R41
Product: taste 2 receptor member 41
Biological process (GO): G protein-coupled receptor signaling pathway; sensory perception of taste; detection of chemical stimulus involved in sensory perception of bitter taste
Cellular component (GO): membrane
Molecular function (GO): G protein-coupled receptor activity
Source: RefSeq, a predicted model, not a curated record
AUGGACACAUACUUAGUGGUUACAGGAACACUUAAUAUGAUAACGAAAGAAUUUGUGGCUCCAGAAAAAGCAAGCACUCACAGCCUCUUCAUGCUGCUCUUUCUCCUGGGAAUCCUGGCCAAUGGCUUCAUUGUGCUGGUGCUGAGCAGAGAAUGGAGGCGGCUUGGGAGGCUGCUCCCUUCUGACAUGAUCCUCAUUAGCUUGGGUGCCACCCGUUUCUGCCUGCAGUGGGUUGGAAUAGUGCACAACUUCUUUUACUACUUCUUUCACCUGGGGGAAAUUCAGCAAGUCCUGCAUGGCAGCUCUUUGUUACUUGGCUCUGUCCUCAUUUGCAUGAAGAUUGCUAACCUCACCCACCCUGCCUUCCUCUGGCUGAACGGGAGGUUCCCACGGUCAGUGCCCUGGCUUCUGCUGGGCCCUCUCCUGAUCUCCACCAUAGUCACCCUGUUCUUCUUUUGAAGAAACUACACUAUGGAUCAAGGUUUCUUUAUUACAGAAGUUUAUGAGAAUAUGACCUUCCUGCAACACUUCAUGAGAAUGAAUGUGUAUUAUUUUCAGCCACUAAAUCUGCGGUAA